Molecule: messenger RNA, 759 nt
Organism: Truncatella angustata
Lineage: Eukaryota; Fungi; Ascomycota; Sordariomycetes; Amphisphaeriales; Sporocadaceae
Exons: 2
Coding region: 1-759 (252 amino acids)
Biological process (GO): DNA replication; double-strand break repair via break-induced replication
Cellular component (GO): nucleus; GINS complex
Source: RefSeq, a predicted model, not a curated record
AUGGCUCUUCCCUUACCCCCUGGCCUGGUGCCCACGGAGGUCGCCUUCCUUUGUGAAAUGGAACUUGUCACAAUCGUGCCGCGCCAGAGACUCGAAUCCAUUCACCUCCUGAGCGGCGCAACACCGGCACUGCGGCCGCCACACAGAGCACAACUGCCACUAUGGCUAGCCCUGUUGCUCAAGAAGCAAAAACGCGCAAACAUCGUCGCCCCAGCAUGGCUGCAUACCUCUUCGCUGGCGGAGAUCAUUAAUCAUGAGACCCACGUGGACCCCGAGGCCUUCUCUCCACCGCCGCCGCCCGUGAUGCGGUCCGACGGCUGGGGCAUGGCAAGGUCGUAUGCGGAGCCGAAGCCCGGGGAUCUGGUCCUGUCGCCGCCAUUUCUGCCCUCUUGCACGGCCGAUGCACCGUCGGGCUAUCUGCCGUAUCACUGGCUGGAGCUGGCCGAGACCCUGCUGGCGCACGCGAGCGAUGAUAUACCCAAUGCUGCCGAGGCCAGGACGUUGCUGAGGGACUUGCAGGAGGUGCGGGCUGCGAAACUGAGAGGCAGUACCACUCAGCUGGAGGGCGGUGGCGGCGUGGUUGGCCUCAGAGGUGUGGGGGCUAUGGAGCUGGCCGAGAGCCGGGGCUUUGUCCAGGGUGUGGUGGACGGAGUGCGGAAGAUCGGCGCAAGUAUUGAGGCUACCAGACGGGAGGAAGAGGAGAGAGGCGGCGACAGUGAAGGAGAAGGCGAAGAUGAUGAGGAUAUGGGCUUUGAUUAG